Siniperca chuatsi (mandarin fish) is the source of this 4208-nucleotide messenger RNA. It is a transcript of the gene trpa1b, whose product is annotated as transient receptor potential cation channel, subfamily A, member 1b. Gene Ontology annotation, cellular component: membrane. The transcript is spliced from 29 exons. Gene Ontology annotation, biological process: transmembrane transport; monoatomic ion transport. NCBI's taxonomy places the organism in Eukaryota, Metazoa, Chordata, Actinopteri, Centrarchiformes, Sinipercidae. Gene Ontology annotation, molecular function: monoatomic ion channel activity; protein binding. Bases 333 to 3683 code for a protein of 1116 amino acids. The record is from RefSeq and is a predicted model, not a curated record.
UCAUUUGGUCACAAGGGGCAGCAUCUUGCCUGCAUUAGGAGACAGACUGGGUAAUAGCUCGCUCCUCACACUAUUUAAAAGCUCUAUUGCAGUGGUGAGGAGAACAUCCUGACUACUCAGCUCAACACCAGAAUCACAGAUCACCCAAGGACACCUGGGACUGACUUAAACAAGCUGCCUCCCAGCUGUGAAGAGGAUAAUUGCUUUCUUCAACAGAAGGGCUUCAACCUCCAAACACUCGGCGGAUCUGAAUGCCCUUCCGGACACGUGUCAUUGCCGUCACCCUUCAUGUGGGCACCCAGGGUUUGUCUCCACUGAGAGUCAGUUGAGUGAUGAACUUCAGCAGGGAGGUGGCCCGACAGACCAGUUGUUAUACAUAUGUGAUAGAGGAUGAGGAUUCAGCCCUGGCAAGCCUAAAUAUAUUUGAGUUGGCAGAGAGGGGUGACCUGGCUCUCCUCGAGAACCUGGUGAAGAAGAGCCCAGAGGUCCUGAGUGAAAAAGAUGAAUGUGGAGCUAGUCCCCUUCAUCACGCCGCUGCAGGGGGCUACAUCACGCUUAUCCAAUUCAUCACCACUGUCAUAGACUCACAGGAACUGAACAGCUGUGAUGAGCAGGGCAAUGUGCCCCUACACUGGGCUGUGGAGAGGAACAAGGCAGAGAGCUGCAGGGCUCUUCUGGACCUGGGGGCCAACCCCAACAUCCUCAACAUGGCCCUCCUGUCCCCUCUGCACCUGGCAGUCAACCACGGACACAACAACCUUGUGGAGCUGCUGCUGUCAUACAGUGCUACAGACUGCAAUCUGCAGGGAGACCUUGGGAACACCCCGGUGAUAUUGGCCUGCUCCAUCAAUAACUGUGAGGCUCUCAGCAUAUUGCUAAAGCAUGGGGCGCGGCUUUGCCAACAGAACAAGCUCGGCCAUUUCGCCAUCCACGCAGCUGCCUUCUCAGGUGCAAAGAAAGCCAUGGAAGUGAUCCUGAAGGCCGGAGAGGAGUUUGGCCACCAAGCUGAAACCCACAUCAACUAUUUAGACAAAUCCAAGAGCAGUCCCCUCCAUCUGGCUGUACGUGGCGGGAAUAUCGAGGCCAUCCGUCUCUGCAUUGCUACCGGGGCCAAAGUUGACCAGCAACAGAAUGACAGGUCCACACCGCUUCAUUUGGCCUGCACCCAGGGUGCCACUGAGGUAGUCAAACUGAUGCUGUCCUCCUUUGACCAAGUGGAAGACAUCAUCAACCUAACUGAUGGGGCGUGUCAGACCCCUCUACACAGGGCUACAAUAUUUGACCACAGAGAGCUGGCAGAGUACCUAAUUUCUUUGGGUGCAGACCUUAACAGCAUUGAUUGCAAAGGAAACUCUCCCUUACUUCUGGCUACGAGCUGUGGAGCAUGGAGAACUGUGACACUGCUACUGUCAAAAGGGGCAAAUGUAAAUGUGAAAGACAGAUGUGGUUGUAACUUCCUUCACCUGGCCAUUCUACAGCCCAAGGGUCUGAAAAACCUCCCAGAAGAAGUACUGCAGCAUAACAGUGUGAAGGCAUUGCUAAGCUGUGAGGAUAAUGAGGGCUGCACCCCACUCCACUACGCUUGCAGACUGGGUAUCCAUGACUCAGUGAAGAACAUGCUGGGCCUCUCGGGGGAGGUUGGCCUCGCAUGCAAGUCCAAGGACAAGAAGUCUGCCCUGCACUUUGCUGCUCAGUAUGGGCGCAUCAAUACAUGUCACAGAUUAUUGGAGACCAUCACAGACUCUCGUCUGCUAAAUGAAGGUGAUGAGCGAGGCCUGACACCACUCCAUUUGGCUUCAAGAGAGGGGCACACCAAGGUGGUACAGCUGUUGUUGCGUAAAGGAGCUCUCUUUCACAGUGAUUACAAGGGCUGGACUUCUCUGCACCACGCUGCAUCUGCAGGAUACACACAAACUAUGGAAAUUCUUCUUUCAGCCAAUCCCAAAUUACUGGAUAAAACAGAUGAGGAUGGGAACACUGCACUCCACAUCGCAGCGAGAGAGGGACAUGUGGCUGCAGUCAGGCUCAUGCUGGCUCGGGGAGCCGAGAUCAUCUUAAACAAGAAUGACACGUCGUUCCUCCAUGAAGCUCUGCAAAACGGGAGAAAAGAUGUGGUCAAUGCUAUAAUUGACAGUGACAAAUGUGCUGAGGCUUUGAAAUUGUUCACACCUGGCUCCAGCCGGCGAUGUCCCAUACUAGACAUGAUUGAGUUUCUGCCUGAGACCUACAAGCACCUAUUGGACCGCUGUGUGAGGGAAUCUGAUGAUGACUACAACAGUCCUGACUACCAUAUUGAAUACGAUUUCUCAUGGCUCCAAGCUCCCCUUGCAGCGCAGAGGAUAACUGACAAGACCUUGAGGGUUCAGCCCCUAGCUGCACUCAACGCAAUGGUGCAGUACAACCGCAUUGAACUCCUCAACCACCCUGUCUGUAAAAAGUACCUUGCAAUGAAGUGGAUUGCAUAUGGGAGCACGGCUCAUGUGCUCAACAUGUUUUUGUACCUGUUAGGCCUGCUGCCCCUGACUCACCUGAUAGUGACUCUGAGGCCCACUAUGAACACCACUGCUACGGGCGAGCACAGUAUCAUCAUGGUGCCCAUAUCUUUCAUAGAGCAAAGUCUGUUCUUGUCCUUCUGCAUGGUGAUGGUCUUGGUCAUGAAUGUCUACGCCAUAGCGAAGGAAGUGGUGCAGAUAUCACAACAGCGCUGGAAUUACUUCAAGGAUUAUUCCAACCAGUCUGACUGGUUUUCAGCCAUCCUCUCUCUUCUGUUCGUCAUUCCCAUCAUGCUCAAUGCAGACGGUUCUUUACACUGGCAAGCAGGGGCAAUGGCAGUUUUAAACUCCUGGGUUGGAUUUCUCCUUUAUCUCCAGAGGUUUGAGGGUGUUGGCAUCUAUGUUGUGAUGUUUUGGGAGAUCAUGAGGACACUGGUCCGUAUUGUAAUGCUGUUCAUGUACCUGAUGUUAGCAUUCGGGUUGGCGUUCCACGCUCUGAUGCUCAACCAGAAAGAGUUUGACAGCGUGCCACUCUCAGUGAUGCAAACCUUUGUGAUGAUGGUCGGGGAACUGAACUACCAGAAUAACUUCCUGGAUGCUUAUCUGAAGCAUGAGCUUCCUUUUGGUCUCCUGACUUACUUCAUUUUUGUGAACUUUGUUCUGCUCAUGCCGAUACUGCUGGUGAACCUGAUGAUUGGUCUAGCAGUUGGAGACAUUGCCGAAGUACAAAGAAAUGCUGCCCUAAAAAGAAUAGCCAUGCAGAUUGACCUCCACACCUCUCUGGAAGACAAGCUGCCUUAUUGGUUUGUGAAACGAGUCGAUAAACCCUCCAUCACCAUCUACCCCAAUCGCAAGUGCUCCAAGCACUAUAUAAGGCAAUUAAUCACAGGUGAGGAGACUGAAGUCUGGAGUCGUCUGCAAGCCAAAUCACAGAACUGCACUAUUAUAGAGAAUGAGCUCAAAAAGCAGAAGUACAGGAUGAAGGAGAUGUCAAGCUCGCUGGAGAAGCAGCACAACCUCCUGAAGCUCAUCAUGCAGAAGAUGGAGAUCACCUCAGAGGCCGACGAGUAUGAUGGCCCCGUGAACGUCAGAGGCAGCAUGUGGCCAAGACUGAGUCAGGCCAAACCAAGACAACACACCGUGUCUCGGUGGGUCCCACUGAUGAAGGCCAUCGAGUCCAAAAGAAAAUGAGAAGCAUGAGACAAAUCAAUCAAUCAGUCAAUCAACAAAUCUUAACAUGGCAACAACUAUACAAUUUAAUAAGUGAAUUAUAACUACAUACUGAGUAUAACUUGCAUAAUUAUAUGACUACUGCACAAUGUAAUUCAUUAUAUUACGAUUAUAUGCAUACUGUUGUAACAGUUAAUUUAAUUAAGUGCUCUUAAUUGUGUUGUCCUAACUAUUGUGUGGUUUAAUACUGAAUACUGUUGCAUAUUGAAUUCAAGCCUAGUUCUAGGCUGAAACAGUAACUUCCAGUCCAGUAUGGCACUGUUAUGUUACACCAGUGACCACCUGAUAAUACUGAAUUUUAAAGUCAUUUUGUGGUGUUUGUGCAGUGUUGUCAUACUUCGCAGUACAUGCGCAGUUGCUGUUGCUGUAAUGCUGUAAUGUGCCUUUAUGUGCAACAUGUACUCUUUUAUCUCUCAAAUAUAAUGUCCCAUAGUGUCCUUUUGUCUCACCCCGUCAUUAAACAUGUCUACGAUCUUAAAAGAUAAA